Molecule: messenger RNA, 1836 nt
Organism: Ambispora gerdemannii
Lineage: Eukaryota; Fungi; Glomeromycota; Glomeromycetes; Archaeosporales; Ambisporaceae
Source: the annotation of a GenBank genome assembly
AUGGACCCAUUCACGAAAUCUGCUCUUCAAUACAUAAGAGACCAUCCUGAACUUGGAGUCUGGGACAUUGCUUUCAAAAUCGAGUUUCAAGACCCAGUCAAUUUCCUAACUGGGUUGACUGACCGCUUAAAAGAAGUUGCCAGUGACAGUUCAUUUUACAAUUACUUGGCCUUUGUCCAGUCGUCUGGCUAUGGGAAGACGAGAUCUAUUUGUGAACUUGCAUCAAAGAUCCCUCUCAUAUAUGUGUGUUUUCGUAGUACAGGUUCAACCAGUUACCCACCGGCAACUCUGAUGAGCAACAUUAUACUGUAUGAAUUAGAUCUGUUCUCGAAACCUGCAGACUUACUAAGUAACAAGAAUUUAGCAGCCGAUUUCUGGGACGAUGUUUAUGUUAAUAAAAAGAAGAUUGCUGAGAGUCAGAUUUCUGGAGAAAAGUUGGGUUUGAGUGCGAACGAACGAAAAAUACAUAUCCUCUUUGAUGAAGCUUCUGUUUUAUUUGAUAAAACUAAUACUGAAGAAGAAGACAUACCAUUUAGGGCUGUUCGUCAAGCGCUCAUGGAUAAUGGCUUUUAUGUAGUUGGGAUCUUAACUGACACAAACUCUAUUAUUGUCAAUUUGGCACCCCGGAAAGAAAUAGAUCCUUCGGCAAGAGAGUAUAACUUCCAAAUGCACAAACCAUUCAUCUACAUAGCGACAACAGAUUGCCUGAGGAACGUGAACAGAAUCCCACAGAUAGAACAUGUUUCAGGAUACGAUAUUAUCCGGUUUGGUCGACCACUCUGGAGUUCUUACUGGCUGGCAGCAUUUGAGGAUACCUAUAAGUUUGGCACAGUGGUGCAGCUUGCAAUACACAAACUCCUUGGUGGGGCAUCUGCCUGGAGUCAAAUUAAAAUUGAUAAUAUAAAGCGAACGGCAGCUCUCACUCUAAUUGGCUGCACCGCCGACCUCUCUGUCUCCCCAACCUCAAGCGAAGCAUCAGAUCUUGUUAAGGCGCAUAUGGGUACACUUGUCGCCAUUGAUAAAGAACGAAAGAGGCAUCUUGUCACGUAUCCAUCGGAACCAGUGCUUUCGGAAGCCGCACUUGAAGUGCUUUCUAUGGAAAAUAGUGAACUUGAAGUUCUGAGAGAACUGGAUGAAACCUUUAAUUUUGGUGGUAUUCUGGAGGUGGGAUGCCAGGGCGAGCUGGUCAAAAGGGUGUCAUUUUCGGUCCGUCGGCCGGUCCUCGACUUUCUCGAUGAACUUAUUGUGAAUUUUCCAAGGGAGAAGUUUUCACAGCUCGAAGGUUUUAGAAUAGGAUUUUCACAUUUCAUUUCCCUUAACUACGAGCCGGAUAAGGAAACUUGGGAGGGGAUAUGGAGCCAGCGUGGAGCCAUUUUUUUCAAACACAAUCAAAAGGACGCAGAUUUAGCGAUACCAAUUAUUUGUGAAAGCAAUAAUGCUUUGAGUGCUUUGAUUCUUCAGAUUGGGAAUCACAUCAGCGCAAAACAAAAUCGAUUUGAAGGGACAGAUGCUGUCGAGACGCUGUUAUUACCAGAAGUGAUGUUUGCUGAUGAUUGUUAUGCUGAUAUUGAGAAGAAUUAUCUGGGGUCUGCUUACGAAGACGGAUCUGGGAUAACUGUGAGGAAUUAUGAGAAUCGCAAGCUACUUGAAGAAUUUGAUUCUGGAAAUUGUCUCAUUAUCCAUGGCUUGAAUGCCUUCAAACUUGAUGACAACCACAAGAGCAUUUUUAAAAAUCUUUUACGUAGUUGGAAUGACUCAAGUCGGCUUUGUGAUACAGACAUGGAAAGGGAAUAUUUGUAUCAGCUGCUACCUUGUGUUUAUUCAGGCUUUUGUUAG